This is a messenger RNA of Brugia pahangi, 723 nucleotides long. The record is from the annotation of a GenBank genome assembly. NCBI's taxonomy places the organism in Eukaryota, Metazoa, Nematoda, Chromadorea, Rhabditida, Onchocercidae.
AUGAUAUGCAACAAGACGUAUGAUGAUGAUUCAGUACCGUUUCGAAAUGAACUUGCUCGUAGGACAUAUUCAUCAAUACGCUGUUCACGUCAAACUCAACGGACGCAACUAAAAAGUACAGAGAAUAGAAGUCUUAAUAAACAACAAUACAUGCGUCAAGAAUGCCGUACAAUUAGUGAAGAAUAUACUUCGACUGGUCCAUCUUUCACGACGAAUCAAAAUAACGAACAACGUGAAACUGGUGAUAUUAGUUCCUGUGUUUUUGUGCGAGGACCAACACAACUUCGUGAUUCACGUCGUAAAACAGCAGAACAAUGGCAAAUCAGGAAACAUUCUUCGGCAAAUGGUGAAAAUUGUGUGGAAGAAGUACGAUACGGUCAAAAAGUUAAAUUUUCGCCUUCUAUUUAUAAUGAGUCAUUUCGUCGAAAUCUGAAGAAUACUGUACAGAAUAAAGAAAGUCACCGGAUUUCCGCAUUUAAACAUCCUGAAUGUACUCGAACUCAUCUCUUACCAUCACUCUUUUCAUCAUCUAUAAUCGGGCUAAAAUCAAAAAGCCGCAAUUUCGAAUCAAAUUCCGACUUUAUAUACCAUUCUGAUUCAUCUUAUUCGUUCAAUAAAUGUACUAAACCAAGGGAAUUACUUUUAAAAUCAGCUGGAUUACAUGAAAUCCAUGUAAAUAUAUCUGCACAAAAUCAAAAUCCUUUAAAUGAGAAAGUAUGUUAA